CUGAGACUUUUGUGCUGGCGUCCUAGUUUUACGACAACAAGGAUGGCGGCUGCUAGUGGUAGAUUUGAAAGUGCAAGGAGUAUCGAAGAACGUAAAGAACAGACCAGGAUUGCUAGGGCCGAAGUGUUGCGCCAGGCUAAAGCCAAUUUUGAAAAGGAAGAAAGGCGUAAAGAACUUAAACGACUUCGGGGUGAGGAUACAUGGAUGCUACCUGAUGUGAAUGAGCGAAUUGAACAGUUCUCCCAGGAACACUCUGUUAAGAAAAAGAAGAAAAAAGACAAACACUCAAUAAAAGUAAAGAAAGAGAAGAAAAAAAAGAGUAAGAAACAGAAGUAUGAAAAAAGCAAUGAGUCAACAGAUAGUUCAUCAAGCUCUGAAGAUGAGUGGGUUGAGGCUGUCCCAUCCCAGACUUCUGGCGGAGAAAAGGCCUGGAAAGUGAAAGGGGAGAAUUCAGAAAGAGAAGACAACCCAUCUAUCCAGAGAGAUGAGUGGAUGACAGUUGAUUUUAUGUCUGUUAAAACUGUGUGCUCAUCGUCACUCAGAGCUGACAAGGAGGCUAUGAGGAAAAUAGAGAGAGAGAAAACCCAAGCCCUGGAACAGUCCAAACUGCUGGAGAGAGAAUUGAAUCCAUACUGGAAAGAUGGCGGGACAGGUCUUCCCCCAGAAGACUGUAAGAUGUCAUCAAUUACCAAAGUUUCAGUAGUAGAAGAUGGUGGACUAAGCUGGCUCAGGAAGUCUUACCAAAGAAUGAAGGAACAAGCUGAGAAGCAGAAUAGAAAUUUUGAAGAUGUUGUGGCUGAAAGAUACGGGUCAAUGGAAAUAUUCCAGUCGAAAUUAGAAGAAGCUGAAAAAACUGCAUCCACAAAAGAAGAUUGUAAACGAGAACGGUGGAGGAAACCAACAUACUCAGAUAAAGCACAAAGUAGUCAAGAAACUAGAAAAUCAGACUUGGUAAAAUAUAAUAAAAAUUUAAGGGAUAGAUAUAGUUCAACAGAUAUUGCAAACGACACCAAUAAAGGUAAGUCUAGUGGUGGUGAAAAAGAUAAUAGGUUUGAAACCUGUAGAAGACAAUCCAAACCAAGGCAAAAUCAAGAGUUUUCUUCUCUGAAGAAACCUAAAUUUUUAAGACCCUCUGAUGAUGAACUCUCAUUUCAUAGCAAGAAUAGAAAUUUUGAACCUUCUAGUUCCUCUUCAGCACUGGUUGCUCAGGAUUCUGUGCGUCGUGGUUUUCAAAAACCCACGGACAUCAGUGAAGAAAGUUCUUUAUCAUGGAGCCGGUCGGACGGAAGAGCAGGAGACAGGAAAUGUUCAUAUGCAAGACCAUUAGAAACUAGGGGCGAUGUGGACUGUGGGCACAUUUCAGAAGACAUGAAAGAAAAAUCACCAGAUGAAAGCCUGAGAGAUGACUCUGUGAAGAAAGAGCAUCUGCGGGACACGAAGUCACCAUUUGCCAGAGGUGCUUCUGAGGAUGAUUCUGUAUACAUCUUGAGUGUUGAUGAGAAGAAUAAAUUGGGAGCCAGGAUUAUCAAGGCUGAGAUGAUGGGAAAUAUGGAAUUAGCAGAACAACUUAAAGCUCAGCUUGAAAAGGCAAAUAAAUUCAAAGAAACUGUAACAGAGAGAUCAUCAAAAGGAUCUGCGGUGGAGAAGGAAGACCAAGAAGUGAUCCUGGUCAAAACAGAUCAGUCUGGGCGAGUGUGGCCUGUGCACACACCAGGAAAACCUCUGGACUCUAAAGCAGGAAGAAGGAAGAGACAGAUGGCUUCAACUCAUGAAGAAAAAGAAAGGGUUAGAUACUUUCAUGAUGAUGAUAAUCUCAGCCUAAAUGAUUUGGUCAAGAAUGAAAAGAUGGGAACAGCAGAAAAUCAAAACAAGCUUUUUAUGAAGAUAGCAUCUAAGUUUAUGGGAAAAACAGAUGGAGACUAUUACACUCUAGAUGACAUGUUUGUCUCCAAAGCAGCUGAGAGAGAACAUUCUGGUGAAGAGGAAGAGAACCAGAGGAGGAAAGCAAUUGCCGAGCACCAGCAUCUUGCUGCACAAAUGGAAAAAUGUCUGUAUUGUUUUGACAGCUCUCAGUUUCCCAAGCACCUUAUUGUGGCCAUAGGUGUUAAGGUGUAUUUGUGUUUGCCCAGCUUCCAGUCUCUCACCGAGGGCCACUGCCUCGUCGUCCCUCUGCAGCAUCACAGAGCAGCUACCUUAUUGGAUGAAGACAUCUGGGAGGAAAUUCAGAUGUUCAGAAAAUCAUUGGUAAAGAUGUUUGAAGAUAAAGGACUGGACUGCAUCUUUUUGGAAACAUACAUGGGCAUGAAGAAGCAUGGUCAUAUGGUUUAUGAGUGCAUUCCUCUUCCGAAGGAAGUGGGCGAGAUGGCUCCCAUCUAUUUUAAGAAAGCCAUAAUGGAGUCUGACGAAGAAUGGUCUAUGAAUAAGAAACUGAUCGAUCUCUCUUCAAAAGACAUCAGAAAGUCUGUGCCCAGAGGCUUACCUUACUUCGCUGUGGAUUUUGGCCUCCAAGGAGGGUUUGCCCAUGUCAUUGAAGAUCAGCACAAAUUCCCUCAUUACUUCGGAAAGGUGCCCAGGCUGGUGUGCAAAGGUCGCUCUAGACUGCCGGUACUUGUUGUCAUGGCACCGUGCCCUGCGGGGUGCAGCCCGUACGUUCAGGGCCUGCUGAGUAUCUGGGAAGUGUGUAAGUUUGUAUCAGGGACUGGAAUGAAGAUCAUGUGACCGCUGGAGGAGUAAUACAGUCUGAGCAAAUCAUAGUUCCAGAAGUGCCUUUUUAAUCAAGUGUAGCUCAGGCCUUUCUGCUCAUGUUUUCCAGAAAUUAUUGUCUCCACUGGUCCCUUUGUUUGUUUGCCAGUGAAGAAGGUUUCCUUUUCCAUGAAGCUUUUUCUGAAUUACCCAAAAAUAGACUCCUCUGUUUUUGAGUCUCCAUAUAGUCUGCUUUGGUGUUUACCUCAUCUGCUUUCUAAGAUGGCUCUGUGCGUAGUUUGGCUUUUCUUCCUCAGCCCCACGUUCUGGGCUCAGUUCUCGGAAGGCACCUAGCUGUAUGCCAGUUCUCAUGGUAUUCCCCUGCGGUACUUGGUACUCGCUUGAACACGGUAGGUCCUCCUGGUAAACAGUAAAGAUGUUGUCCAAGAUCUCACCACACAGCCGUGUAGGAGACUGAACGUGCAGAAUUUAACUGAGUCCAGCAUUUUCCUGUGUCGCCCUCUACGCGUUACGUGUCUCCCCCACUCCCUUGUGUGCAUGGAUACUUGCAAGCCUAAGUCGCGUUUAUUUCUGUAGCUAACAGCACAGGAGGAGAAUCAUGAGGAAAUCAUGCAUGAUAAUAAGCAGACUAAUGAAAAUCCAUUUCUUACAGGGCCUUGGAAUGUGACUUUUAAAUGAAGGUGAUUUAUAAUUUUUCAUUCUUAGUUUAUUUAGAUUAGUAUUAAAGUAUGAUUUUGUUUCCUGAUAAAAAAUCUCCAGCUAAUAGUGGAAGAGGGCACCUGGGUGGCUCAGUUGGUUAAGCAACUGACUUCAGCUCAGGUCAUGAUCCCGGAGUUAGGGGAUCGAGCCCCACAUCGGGCUCCCAACUCCAUGGGGAGUCUGCUCCUCCCUCUGACCUUCUCCCCUCUCAUGGUCAUUCUCCCUCUCAAAAAAAUAAAUAAAAUCUUUUAAAAAAUAGUGGAAGAAGCUUGCUUAUAAAUAUACAGGGUGGCAGAGAGAACAUGAGCCUGAACUUGGUCUGCGGUCCAAUAGCACAGUUCAUAGUUGCUGCGUGUUGGUUACCUUCUUCCCACACCUUUCCCAGAAGAGCUCAGAAGGACCAAAAUAAGCAGAUUCCACCCUCUCUUUCUGCCCUGCGCUCCUCUCUGGCGGAUGUACUAACAGGCAACAAAAUGGACACAUUACGUGACAGGAGACACAGCUAGCACUCCUAGAAUUAGAUGGUUUGCAUCGUUAGAACUAAUUGAAAAUGAGGAUUUUUUUCCUCCCAAGUUUUUAUUUAAAUUCCAACUAAUUAACAUACAGUGCAAAAGUAGUUUCAGCUGUAGAAUUCAGUGACUCAGCACCUGCAUAUGACACCCGCUGCUCAGCACCACAGGUGCGCUCCUUCAUCCCCAUCACCUGUGUCCCCCACCUCCCUGCCACCUCCCCAUCAGCUGGUUCUUUCUAGUUAAGAGUCUGUUUCUUGGUUUACUUCUCUGUUUUUCCCCCCGUGUUCAUUUGUGUCUUUAAUUCCACAUCUGAGUGAAAUGGUACGGUAUUUGUCUCUCUCUGACUGACUUAUUUCCCUAAGCAUUAUACUCUCUGGUUCUAUCCAUGUUGUUGCGAGUGGCAAGAUUUCAUUCUUUUUAUGGCUGAGUAAUAUUCCACUGUGUGUGUGUGUGUGUGUGUGUGUGUGUGUGUGUGUGUAGACCGCAUCUUUUUUACCCAUUCCUCAGUCGGUGGACGCUUGGGCUGCUGUUGCGAGUGACAAGAUUUCAUUCUUUUUAUGGCUGAGUAAUAUUCCACUGUGUGUGUGUGUGUGUGUGUGUGUGUGUGUGUGUGUGUGUGUAGACCGCAUCUUUUUUACCCAUUCCUUAGUCCGUGGACGCUUGGGCUGCUGUGAACAUCAGGGCACAUGUGCCCCUUCGAAUGUGUAAUUUUGUAUCUUUUGGGUAAAUACCUAGUAAUGCUAUUGCUGGUUUGUAGGGUAUUUCUAUUUUUAGCUUUUUGAGGAACCUCCAUACUGGAAAAUAAGAUUUUUUUUUUACCUGAAACUAAUAUUUAUGUAAAAUUUGAACAUCCUCACAGAGAACUACUGUUUAGUAGCAGAAUAAACAGAAAUAGUUUCCUUCUGUUUUCA
This is a messenger RNA of Mustela lutreola (European mink), 4825 nucleotides long. RefSeq names its product CWF19 like cell cycle control factor 2 (gene CWF19L2). The transcript has 18 exons. The record is from RefSeq and is a predicted model, not a curated record. Gene Ontology annotation, cellular component: post-mRNA release spliceosomal complex. NCBI's taxonomy places the organism in Eukaryota, Metazoa, Chordata, Mammalia, Carnivora, Mustelidae. Gene Ontology annotation, biological process: mRNA splicing, via spliceosome. Bases 43 to 2718 code for a protein of 891 amino acids.